Molecule: messenger RNA, 453 nt
Organism: Cylicocyclus nassatus
Lineage: Eukaryota; Metazoa; Nematoda; Chromadorea; Rhabditida; Strongylidae
Source: the annotation of a GenBank genome assembly
AUGCGGGAAAAUACGAUUGCUGCCGGCAUACUGCAUGGAAGAUCUCUCUCCUACGACAUCACUUACCGCACUCAUCUUCAGGAUUUGAUAUUUGAUCUCUAUCGCGACCAGCACACAAAUAAGAUCUACAUUCCUAGAUUCUUCAAGGAACUUGUUGAUGCUGGAAUACGAAAAGAUGAUCCAAGGCUCGCGGAAAUGAUAAAGCAAGUACGAGAUGCAGAACAUGUGGACCAAGGUGUAUUCGAUCAAGAAUAUCUGUUUAUGGACAAAGAAGCAUUCAGCAAGUGUGUUGGCGCAAGUAUAGGAGUAAUUGGAAAGGCAUUGAAGAAGCAGUUAGUAAUUCCGGACUGGACCACAUUCACAGAUGUGAUGGAAGAGCUUUUCACGGGAACGAAGCGAUAUCAAGGAGGGCAGCUACAACUUGAGACACAUCAUGCAAAAUGUAUAGUUUGA